This is a messenger RNA of Conger conger (European conger), 2522 nucleotides long. RefSeq names its product calpain-2 catalytic subunit-like. Lineage: Eukaryota; Metazoa; Chordata; Actinopteri; Anguilliformes; Congridae. The transcript has 21 exons. The record is from RefSeq and is a predicted model, not a curated record. The coding region runs from base 223 to 2319 and encodes 698 amino acids. Gene Ontology annotation, molecular function: calcium ion binding; calcium-dependent cysteine-type endopeptidase activity. Gene Ontology annotation, biological process: proteolysis. Gene Ontology annotation, cellular component: cytoplasm.
UAUGAAAUCGACUGAACGUACGAACCGAAAACUUAGUAUCACUCGUUACUACCUUUAGCUAUGUCCCAAAACACUACUCAGUAGCCUAUCGACUUGCUGUCGGGCCACGCCUGAAAUUUCAUGGGCGGAGGAAGAAUGCAACUUUUCCGAGAGCUAAAAACUGUCCUUUGGUGCCACUGAGUUGCGGUGCCGAGCGCGGAGUGCGAGAGGGACCAAACAGGCAUGGCUGGAGUCGCAUCUACGCUGGCCAAAAAGCGGGCACUUGCCGCUGGCUUCGGUACCAACGCGAAUGCUGAUAAAUACCUGAACCAAGACUUUGAGACGCUGAGGAGCCAGUGUCUCAGCCGAGGCGCUCUCUUUUCGGAUCCUACUUUUACAGCCGCGCCGGAAUCUUUGGGUUUUAACGAGCUUGGACCGCGCUCGUCGAAAACUAGAGGCAUUCAAUGGAAAAGACCAGGCGAACUCGUCUCACGUCCGAAGUUCAUCGUUGGCGGAGCCACAAGGACCGAUAUCUGCCAGGGAGCCCUAGGUGACUGCUGGCUCCUGGCCGCCAUCGCCUCUCUCACGCUCAAUGAAGAUGUUCUGGCCAGAGUUGUCCCUAGUGGACAGGGCUUUGGGGACAACUAUGCUGGCAUCUUUCACUUCCAGUUCUGGCAGUUUGGGGAGUGGGUGGAUGUGGUGAUUGACGACAGGCUGCCCACCAAAGACGGGGAGCUGCUGUUCGUCCACUCAGCCGAGGGGUCUGAGUUCUGGAGCGCCCUGCUGGAGAAGGCCUACGCCAAGGUGAACGGCUGCUACGAGGCUCUGUCCGGGGGCUCCACCACCGAGGGCUUUGAGGACUUCACCGGCGGCAUCGCGGAGAACUACGACCUGAAGAAGGCCCCGUCCAACAUGUUCCAGAUCAUCCGGAAGGCCCUGGAGGCCGGCGCCCUGCUGGGCUGCUCCAUCGACAUCACCAGUGCUGCGGACUCCGAGGCCAUCACCUAUCAGAAGCUGGUGAAAGGGCACGCCUACUCUCUGACCGGCGCUAUGGAGGUGGGUUACCGUGGACGCCGGGAGAAGCUGGUGAGGGUGCGGAACCCGUGGGGGCAGGUGGAGUGGACUGGAGCCUGGAGUGACAGCUCGUCUGAGUGGAACCAGGUCGAUCCUUCGGAGCGGGACAACAUCAGAGCCGACGAUGGAGAGUUCUGGAUGUCAUUUACAGAGUUCCUGCGGCAUUACUCACGCCUGGAGAUCUGCACUCUGACCCCAGACGCUCUGACCAGUGACAACUACAAACACUGGAGCAUCUGCAACUACAACGGCAGCUGGAGGAGGGGCUCCACUGCAGGGGGCUGCCGGAACCACCCCUACACGUUCUGGAUGAACCCCCAGUUUAAGAUCACCCUGGAGGAGGAGGACGAUGACCCGGACGAUAACGAGGCGGGCUGCACCUUCCUGGUGGGACUGAUCCAGAAGAACCGGCGUCGCCUGAGGAAGAUGGGCCAGGACAUGAACACCAUCGGCUUUGCCAUCUACGAGGUUCCACCCCAGUUUCGCGGGCAGAGGGAGGUGCACCUGGAUAAGAACUACUUCAUGACGCACGGGCAGAAGGCGCGGUCCGAGACCUUCAUCAACCUGCGCGAGGUCAGCACGCGCUUCAAAAUGCCCCCUGGAGAGUACCUCAUCGUGCCCUCCACCUUCGAGCCGCACAUGGACGGAGAUUUCUGCAUCCGCGUCUUCUCCGAGAAGCAGAGUGAAACUCAGCCCUGCGAUGACCCAGUGGAAGCAGAGCUGGAUGACGAGAUUGUAUCUGAGGAAGAAGUGGAUGCCGGGUUUAGAGGCCUCUUCACUAAACUGGCUGGAAGUGACAUGGAGAUAUCUGCAGUAGAGCUGAAGACUAUCUUCAACAAAAUCAUCGCCAAACGUUCUGACAUAAAAACGGACGGAUUCAGUCUCGACACCUGUAGGAUCAUGGUCAACCUCAUGGAUGACAGCGGUAACGCAAAGCUGGGGAUCGGUGAGUUUGCCACCCUGUGGAAGAAGGUACAGAAGUACCUGUCGAUCUACAAGACGAAUGAUUUGGACGGAUCAGGGAACAUGAGCACACCGGAGAUGCGCAUGGCUCUGAAGGCCGCAGGUUUCAGUCUAAACGACACUAUUCAUCAGAUCCUGGUGGCCCGCUACGGUGAACCUGACAUGACCAUGGACUUUGAUAACUUUGUGUCUUGCCUCAUGCGUCUGGAGAUGAUGUUCAAAGUCUUCAAGAAGCUAGAUGUGGAUCAGAGUGGUUCCAUAGAGCUGGACUUCUUUCAGUGGCUGUCAUUUUCUAUGAUCUAGAAGACCUCGGCACAGAAGUUACAGGCCAUUAUACUGAUCAUUUCAAUAAGGUUUUGUCAUAAGAGUUUUUAAGAUUUUACUGCACUAAAGUUGUAUGACGUAUUAUAAAUGCUGCAUAAUGUUGUAUGUUGGACAGAGAUCAUCAUCUUUUGUAAUGCUGACAUGACCAGACCGCAUAAAUAAAAGUUUCAGUCAUGCUAUGA